Messenger RNA from Salarias fasciatus (jewelled blenny), 1304 nucleotides. RefSeq names its product annexin A4 (gene anxa4). Gene Ontology annotation, cellular component: nucleus; vesicle membrane; cytoplasm. Gene Ontology annotation, biological process: negative regulation of coagulation. The transcript is spliced from 13 exons. Gene Ontology annotation, molecular function: phosphatidylserine binding; calcium ion binding; calcium-dependent phospholipid binding. NCBI's taxonomy places the organism in Eukaryota, Metazoa, Chordata, Actinopteri, Blenniiformes, Blenniidae. The record is from RefSeq and is a predicted model, not a curated record. Bases 181 to 1143 code for a protein of 320 amino acids.
UCAUGCAUCUGGGUGGGACCUGUUCAAUGUGACAUCUCAGUGGGUGGGACCAGCAGCUGAUAGUUAGAAGCUUUUCUGACCCGCGUUUGGCGACGCUUCCUCUUCUGCUCGGACCCAGGCUGAGUUCAGCUCUGUCCAGUUUUCUGAAUCUCCAGUUUGGGAACCUACACUCCUUUUACAAUGGCAGCAAUUGGAGACCGUGGAACAGUGACCGAGGCGUCCGGUUUUGAUGCCGAGGCCGAUUGCCAGAAGCUGCGGGAGGCCAUGAAAGGAGCCGGCACCAAUGAGGCCACUAUCACCGAGGUCCUGGCCCACCGUACUAUUGCCCAGAGGCAACGCAUCAAGGAGGCCUACAAGCAAACAGUGGGGAAGGACCUGGCUGAUGAUCUGUCCUCUGAGCUGAGCGGGAACUUCAAGUCUGUCGUUCUGGGUCUGCUGAUGCUCGCUCCUGUGUACGACGCCUAUGAGCUGAGGAACGCCAUGAAGGGGGCCGGUACAGAGGAGGCGUGUCUGAUCGAAAUACUCGCCUCAAGGUCAAACGCUGAGGUGAAAACCAUCUGCUCAGUCUACAAGAAUGAAUAUGGGAAGGACCUGGAAAGUGCUGUUUGUGGAGACACAUCUGGAAUGUUUCAGAGGGUUUUGGUCUCUUUACUCUCGGCUGGACGGGAUGAAAGCGACGCGGUGGACGAGGCCCAGGCUGUCCAGGAUGCCAAGGAGAUCUACGAGGCUGGGGAGGCCCGAUGGGGCACAGACGAGGUUAAGUUUCUCACUGUGCUUUGUGUGAGGAACCGACACCAUCUGCUGAGAGUGUUUGAUGAGUAUCAGAAGAUUUCUGGAAAAGACAUUGAGGAGAGCAUCAAGAGGGAGAUGUCCGGCUCUCUGGAGGACGUCUUUCUGGCCAUAGUGAAAUGCCUGAGGAACAAGUCAGCCUUCUUUGCUGAGCGGCUAUACAAAUCAAUGAAGGGGCUCGGGACCACAGAUACUGUCCUCAUCAGAACAAUGGUCUCCAGAGCUGAGAUUGACAUGCUGGACAUUAAAGCUCAAUUCCAAAAGAUGUACGGAAAGUCUCUGUACUCCUUCAUCAAGGGAGACACAUCUGGUGACUACCGCAAAAUCCUUCUGGAACUGUGUGGAGGCGAGUGAAGGGAAAAGGCAGAACGACAUCCUUUUAACUCUUCAUUUCACAAAAAAAAAAGUUAUGAGCCUUUGUCUUCUGUUUUUUUUUUCCCUCUGUGUCUCUCACAUUUCACAGCCUUGUUUUAACAUUUGUAAAACCAAUUAAACCAAAGACCAGUGACCUUUUA